This is a messenger RNA of Cataglyphis hispanica, 2488 nucleotides long. Its product is annotated as UDP-glycosyltransferase UGT5-like. Bases 39 to 1622 code for a protein of 527 amino acids. The record is from RefSeq and is a predicted model, not a curated record. Lineage: Eukaryota; Metazoa; Arthropoda; Insecta; Hymenoptera; Formicidae. Gene Ontology annotation, molecular function: UDP-glycosyltransferase activity. The transcript is spliced from 6 exons.
GAAAUCAAUAGCGCGGUCAUAAUAUACAUCCUAUAAUAAUGUGGUCAAAAUCAAUUAUAAUAGUGUCGAUUUUAUGGAUUAUCGCUGAUGGUGCUCGCAUUCUCGUAAUACUUCCAGAGCCAUCUUACAGUCAUCAGGUAGCCUUCAGACCGAUAACCAUGGAACUAGCGCGAAGAGGUCACGAGUUGGUCAUUUUUACGCCGACCCCCAUAAACGAUCCCACUCUUCAAAAUUACAUCGAGGUGAAGUUGGAUUAUUGCUCUUACAAAAUAGACAAGUCACUUGACGUCUUAGGAUUAGCCAAAUUAGGGGCAUGGCCUAUUCUGGAUGACUUCUAUCGACGUAACGAAGAAAUGACUGAUGGUGUGCUAUCCAAUCCCGCCAUGCAGCAGCUGAUAUCGCCCAACAGCACCGCGAAGUUUGACUUGAUCAUCGUCGAAUACCUAUUUUACGACGCGUUGUACGCGCUAGCGUAUCGCUUCAACGCACCGUUAAUCGGAAUCACGUCGAUUCCGAUUAUGGCUCAUCAUUAUCACGCAUUCGGUAAUCCCAUAUUGUGGUCUUAUGUGCCGGAUUUAUUGGCGAACACUUUGGAUGAAAAUAUGAAUUUGUUAGAUCGUUUCGUCAACGCGUAUUAUUACAUUCGUCAGAUAUACUGGUAUCAAUAUUAUAUUAUCCCGCUGCAGGAGAAGAUGGUGAGAAAACAUUUUGGAGACAACAUGCCGCCCGCUCAUGAGCUUGUCUCGAAAAUGGACUUGCUUCUGGCAAAUUUUCAUCCCUUCCUUUAUCCACACGCACAUGUUCCCGCAAUCAUUCCCAUAAGAGGAUCUCGUCCAAUUAAUCGAAACAACCACACUCUACCAGAGGAUUUGCAGAAAAUAUUGGACAACCCAAAGGGAGGAUGUGUAAUAUAUUUUAGUUUAGGCUCAAACAUAAAAGGUACAUUUAUAUCUGCCGAAAGACUUGAAAUGUUUAUGAAAACCUUUGAAAAUAUAAACUGCACAAUAUUAUUCAAGUUUGAGUCCAAUCUCGCGAAUCAACCGAGCAACGUCAUCAUAAGAGAAUGGUAUCCGCAGCAUGAGAUUCUAGCACAUCCAAACGUACGGCUCUUCAUCUAUCAAGGAGGCUUACAAAGUACCGAGGAAGCGAUAGAAAAUGGAGUACCCGUGAUUGGCUUCCCCGUUUUAGCCGAUCAACAUUAUAACGUAAAGCAACUUGAGAAUUAUGGAACGGGAAAAAGACUCAUCAUCACCGAUGUGACCAAAAACGAGCUCGAAGAGAACAUAAAUGAGAUUCUGACAAAUUGCAGUUAUAAAAAUAACAUGCUGAAGCUGCGCGCCCUGCUACGUGAUCUGCCAUAUAAGCCAUUGAAUAAUAUCAUUUGGUGGAUCGAGCAUAUGAUACGUCACAAUGGAGCACCACACCUUCGGAACAAGUCGCGAGAUAUGCCUUGGUAUAAGACUCAACUAUUGGACAUGCUUGCGAUUGUAUUCGUAUCAGUUGUUCUCAUUAUGUAUAUCGUCAUAGUGAUUACACGUUGCAUAUUUCGAAUAGUCAUGCUCACGUGGAAAAAAGCAAUGUCCAGAACAAAAUACAAUAAUGAUGAUAAAAAACAACAAUAAUGAUAACACACGUCGAAAACGAGAACUUUAAUGUGAGUUAUAAUAAAAAGUGUCUGUAUUUUUCCAAGAAAAAAAUGAACUUAUGUAAUUAUAUAAAAUCAUACAUAAUUAAAAUCAAAAUUUUUGCCGAGAUAUACAUGAUCUAGUCAUAUAUAAUUAAAUCUGAAAUUUAGCGAUAUAAUCUUAUCUUUAUAUAAUCAUAUUCGGCUGGAUAUGAUUAUAUAUAAAACUGAUCAAGCCGAAUAUAAUUACGUAAAGAUAAAAUAAUAUUACGCCAAAUUUUGGAUAUUAUUAUAUUUGAUCGAUAUUAUUAUAUUCGAUAAAAUGACAUAUGUCACCAUAUCUUUUCAUAACUAAUUAUGUAUAUUUGACCAUUUUUUCUCGAGUUGUGCUGUUGUUUUUUCAUCCGAGAUUAUAUCUUGCAUCUCGCGCGACAAAAUAAAUGGAUAGUAAAUGGAUAAUAAAAUAAAAAAACUUUUAAUAACGAUCGAACAAUGAAUUAAUAAAUCAAUAUAUUUAAAUUGCAAUUGUGCAGAAACAUUCGCACAACACGCGCACUACCUUUACUUUUUUUAUGUUGUCGACUAUAUCGGAAUGAAAUUUCUUGUUUCUUUUUUUUUUUUUGUAUUGUGGUAAAACCGCCGAUGUUUCAUUCUCAAUUUGACACAAAUAAAAUAAUGGCUAGAAAAAUACUUUAUCUCCUCUUACAAUAAAGCAAUGUUCUAACAAGUUACGUAUGUAACCAGACUAUAAUUCUUUCGAAGUCCUGAAUUAAAAGCGAUUCAAUAAUUUCAUAAAAUUAUUAAUAACAAUGUCACGCAUGCAAACAUCAAUGUAACCAUCAAUAAAAAUUAUCAAUAAAACCA